UGUUUUUAAAAGUUUGUAGGUUUAAGUGUUAGCUAACUUAAAAAGAUUAUCGUGUAAUAUCCUUUGUGAAAUUAUUUAAAUUGUUGAUAUUGUGCGAGCUGCUAAUAGGUCGGCUGUAGUACCAUGUAGAAAUAGUGUGUACCUACAUUGUAAUUACACUAGCGUACUUAUAAAUGAUGAAUUAUAUUGUUAUCCCGCCUCAAUGUGAAGGUUGACUGUGAUUGGAUCCCGAUGAAGUCAAAGUGUAAAGACAUCCACCAAUCAAGCAACCUUCCCUGCAUCUUGGAAACAUACCUGCCAUCUAGUGGUGGCAAAACGGCAGAGAAUGAAGACAGGCCUCAGCGUUGGAGGAAGAAGCUGACCCAGAGCAGAGAGACUGGGCCUGGGGGUCAGAAUCACCCUGGGAGUGCUGCUAGUGACCCAGACAGCGUCAGUCGCCAGGCUCUGCUAGAUCAGCGCCAUCUAGAGGCGUACAGAAACAUGCACCGUCUCAGAGACAUCCUGUACCGUCGAUACUCUGCCAUGCUCAGAGAUAAGAUACACACACAGAGACAGGAGAUACAACGCCGUGCUGCGGCAGCUGGAGUCACCGAGGAUAAACACAUACCGAAACUGAGGAAGCUGACCUGUUCUACUCUCUCCCAUGACAACACAUACCUGAGGUCUCUUCCUCAAACCAGCUACUACCUGAUCUUGGACCUUCAGAACCAGUUGUCUCGGCAUGGUUGUCUGAAGACCCUCCAGGACCAAGAGGACUUCUGUUUUAUGGUUAACCACCACCACCACCACAACCGUGGUCCAGUCCAGCUGCAGAGAACACUACAGGAGAUCAGGAAGAGGAUGAUUGGCAGCCGCUCCGCACCUGAUGUGAUGUCAGCGGGAUGGGGUUGGAGUCAGCAGGAGAUGUCAGUACAGACCCCUAGAAUUCACGUCACCACAGAGGCAAGACACCUGGACCGGAUUGUCCAUUCAGAGACAGGGAGAGGGCUUAUGCCGGGAGAGAGACUUCCAGAAAGAGGGGCUGGGAAGAGACUUCCAGAAAGAGGGGCUGGGGAGAGACUUCCAGAAAGAGGGGCUGGGGAGAGACUUCCAGAAAGAGGGGCUGGGAAGAGACUUCCAGAAAGAGGGGCUGGGGAGAACUCUGCAGCCUUCCUCCUCUCACAGCAGGAACAGGACUACACGGAGCAAAUGUUUCCCAAGGUGAAGGUUCCCAAGUUUGCAACCCUUCAGCCUAGUUUUCUGAAGAACUUGAAGACGGUGAUGCCAACUGUGGGAGUUGAGGAGAUACCUGAGAAGAGUAAGAGAGCAGAGAUGACUGUGAGGAUGCUGAGACACAUGCACAGCCAGUCCCUUACCAACAUGGCUGUCUCUCAGAGACUGCUACUGGACAGAGACAGACACUCACUGUGCUGCUGCUGGGAACAGAAGAGGAGUUUCGAAGAUUUGACGCAGUAUGUAUUUCCGAGUGUUCACUCUGACGAAGAGAAGAAGAAGAGAUGUGCUGGGAACCUCCCUCCUCUCCUUCCUCCUCUCCUUCCUCUCCCUCCUCCUCCGUCCUACCAGGAAUGGACCAGGAUCGACCCAGAUGAUUCAGAGGUCCCUAGCCUGGCCCUGGAAGAGCUUGGGCUGAGGACCAUACCCUCUGCUGGAAACACAGAAAUAUGUAGCAAGACUCCUGAGCCUUUAUCCAUAGAAGAUGUGUGUCAACGCAACCCUUCAGGGGUGAUACAUUGUGGAUAUAAGCUUUGGAGGAAUUAUGACGAGGAGACAGCCUAUUGAGUAUCUUCGUUUGAUGUGAAGGCCACUAGGCUACACCAAUCACCAAUCACCAAUACCAUGAAUGAGAUAAAAAGAUUAUGAGAUUAUGUAUUAUUUUGACACCAGUUCACUGAGAGAGCAGUUCACUUAGAGACCAGUUCACAGAGACCAGUUCACUGAGAGACCAGUUCACUGAGAGACCAGUUCACUGAGAGACCAGUUCACUUAGAGACCAGUUCACUUAGAGACCAGUUCACUGAGAGACCAGUUCACUGAGACCAGUUCACUGAGAGACCAGUUCACUGAGACCAGUUCACUGAGAGACCAGUUCACUGAGACCAGUUCACAGAGAGACCAGUUCACUUAGAGACCAGUUCACAGAGAGACCAGUUCACAGAGAGACCAGUUCACAGAGAGACCAGUUCACAGAGAGACCAGUUCACUCUGGAUUCCUAUUGUGUUUGUCUUCGACUAUAUCAACAACAACAAAACGAUAUAGAUGGUAAAAUUUCAAAUGAUUUUACAAAUAAAAUGUAUUAUUAGCAGUAUGUGUUUUAUAUCAACAUUGAGUAAAGAACUAAAGGCAAAUAACGAAUAGAAAAGCAAUUAUUUAACUACCAAUUCUUUUUUAAGAGAAAUAUAACCCAUGUGUAUUUAGAACGACACGUUCUACUCACUCGAUUGAUUCUGAUUGUGAAUGAUUUAAGCUAAUAAUAAAACUUGCUAAGAAGUUGAUUUUUUGACGCGCCUGUUGCUAUGGUUAUUGUUUAAUCGUUAAGGCCUGGAGUGCAUUUCCUGUGUUUUGUCACCUACCUGACUACAUCCCAGGACUCAAAAAUAACAUCUUUAUUAAUAGGCCUCACCUUUAAUCAUGGCCUUCGUGGGAAAUGGUUUGUAAAUGAUUUCAGUCAGGACUAUUAUUGACGAGGAAAAGCAGAAUUUAAAAAAAAAUAAUGUGGUAAAAUAUAAACUGCUUUAUUGGAGGAAAACGUCCAAGUAUGUAUUUUGCAGAGAAAGUUUAAAAAAAAAAACAAAUAUAAUUAAAAUAUUUCCUGUCUAUCUGAUUAGAGCUUGAGCAUCAGACAUAAAUGUAUUUAUGCAUUCGACUAUAGGUCUGAGUCCUACCCAUCAGAACACACAGUCUUCAGUAUAGAGCUUAGUAAAACCAGAAAGAAAUACCUUAACGUUAAAAUCUCAGUUUCUUUCUGCAGGUGUGUCGUUGAUAUAGGCUACUGUAUGUGUAAAUAUGGACAGAUUGAAGUAAUAAAGCAAUUCAGAUUGGCUGGUGAGCCAUCGACUUCAGACACAUUACCCAUCCUUCCUAGUCCGACUCAUAUGGCCGCACUCAACCAAUGGCUGACCAGACAGCAUACACCAGAGCAAAGAACAGCCAACCAGCGAUCAUCCAGAACUAUCCGGCGAUGGACUGAUUUAGGAGUAGGCUAUAUAUUUGUGUACCAUGUGUAUGUGACAAAUAAAAUUUGAUUUGAUUUGAUUUGAUUUGGAAACUUUCAAUCUAAUGGAGAAGAUUGAUAUAUUCAAGAGGUACAGUGGGGCAAAAAAGUAUUUAGUCAGCCACCAAUUGUGCAAGUUCUCCCACUUAAAAAGAUGAGAGAGGCCUGUAAUUUUCAUCAUAGGUACACUCCAACUAC
Messenger RNA from Oncorhynchus mykiss (rainbow trout), 3410 nucleotides. The record is from RefSeq and is a predicted model, not a curated record. NCBI's taxonomy places the organism in Eukaryota, Metazoa, Chordata, Actinopteri, Salmoniformes, Salmonidae.